GAGAAAUGAAAGGAAAAGAAAAACAAGGUGAAACGAACCGACAAGAUCAAGACUCUGUCUGUCUGGAGGGGUGGGGUGAGGUGAGGUAGAUUAGAUCGAUCGAUCGAGUGAGUGUAAAUGGGGAAGAAAGCGGUGUUGAUAGGGUGCAACUACCCAGGGACGAAGGCAGAACUGAAGGGAUGCGUAAACGACGUCAGGAAGAUGCACAGUUGCCUCGUGGACAAGUACGGCUUCUUGGAGGAGGACAUAACGGUGCUCAUCGACAACGACGAUUCUUACACCCAGCCCACCGGCCGCAACCUCCGUCGAGCCCUCUCCGAUCUCCUCCGAUCCGCUGAGCCCGGUGACUUCCUCUUCGUCCACUACAGCGGCCACGGCACUCGUCUCCCCGCCGAGACUGGCGAAGACGACGACACCGGCUACGACGAGUGCAUCGUCCCUACUGACAUGAAUCUCAUCACCGAUGAUGAUUUCCGGGAGUUUGUAGACAAUGUACCGGAAGGUUGCCGCCUUACUAUUGUAUCUGACUCUUGCCAUAGUGGCGGCCUUAUUGAUGAGGCCAAAGAGCAAAUUGGGGAGAGUACCAUGCAUUCUCGCGAGGGCCAGGAAUCUGAAUCUGCAUCGGGCUUUGGAUUUAAAAGCUUCUUGCAUAAAACCGUGGAGGAUGCAUUUGAGUCCCGUGGAAUAAACCUACCUUCAGGAUUGCGCCACCACCACAAUCGGCACCAGGAAGAAAAUUUUGAGGAUAGAGAAGUUGAAGGAGGAGGAUACGGGGAUUGGGGGUAUUUCAAGAACAAAUCUUUGCCUCUCUCAACUCUGAUCGAGAUACUCAAGCAGAAAACUGGUAAGGAUGACAUUGACGUUGGCAAGCUGAGGCCAACUCUUUUUGACGUCUUUGGUGAAGAUGCCAGCCCCAAGGUUAAGAAGUUUAUGAAGGUGAUCAUGAACAAACUCCAGGAACAUGGCAGCGGUGGGGGCAACGGUGAAGGUGGUGGAUUGAUGGGGAUGGUUGGAAAUCUGGCUCAGGAGUUCCUCAAGCAAAAGCUAGAUGUAAACGAUGAAGACUAUGCAAAACCUGCUCUAGAAACACAAGUGAGCAGAAAGCAAGAGGUUUAUGCGGGGGCAAGUGGGCGGGCUCUUCCUGACAAUGGUAUUCUGAUCAGUGGCUGCCAAACUGAUCAAACUUCUGCAGAUGCUAGCCCGUCUGGCAAUGCUGAUGAAGCUUAUGGGGCUCUUAGCAAUGCAAUUCAGACCAUAAUUGCUGAAACUGAUGGCACAGUUACUAAUCAGGAGCUUGUAUUGAAGGCAAGGGAGAUGUUGAAGAGCCAGGGUUUCACACAGCGUCCAGGCCUCUAUUGCAGUGACAAUCAUGUUGAAACUUCUUUUGUGUGCUGAUGACGGAUAGUCUACUAAUAAUGCAAGGCAGAUGAGUGAUUAGGAAAUAUCCAGUUACUUCUGGGCUUUGUGUGGUGUGGUGGUGUAAACUCUCUUUUUUUUCGUCCUCUUUGAGUGGAUCGUGUGUUUGUAUAAUUGCUUUAUGUUUGGUGUAUGAGCAACAAUUUCUGAACCAAAAUCUGCUGUCAUGUAUUUCAGCGAUACUUGACCGUGAUGUUGUGUUGUGAUUGCAGUACUGCGAUUGUGGCAA
Rhododendron vialii is the source of this 1645-nucleotide messenger RNA. Its product is annotated as metacaspase-5-like. Gene Ontology annotation, molecular function: cysteine-type endopeptidase activity. Bases 118 to 1395 code for a protein of 425 amino acids. The record is from RefSeq and is a predicted model, not a curated record. Lineage: Eukaryota; Viridiplantae; Streptophyta; Magnoliopsida; Ericales; Ericaceae. Gene Ontology annotation, biological process: proteolysis. The transcript has 2 exons.